CAGAGCCAGCCUGCUUUCGGAAAUGCCCUUACAGCAGCAGGCAAAGCGAAGGCUGGAGCUCGGGGAAAGUGGUCACCAGUACCUCUCCGAUGGUCUAAGGACCCCCAAGGGCAAGGGGAGAGCUUCACUCCGAAGUCCAGACAGUCCCAAAAAAAAAACACGGUAUGAUACAUCCCUUGGUCUGCUCACCAAGAAGUUCACUCAGCUCCUGAGCCAGUCGCAGGACGGGGUCCUGGAUCUGAACAAGGCGGCCGAGGUGCUCAAAGUGCAGAAGCGCAGGAUCUACGACAUCACCAACGUGCUGGAGGGCAUCCACCUCAUCAAGAAGAAGUCCAAGAACAAUGUGCAGUGGAUGGGCUGCAGUUUGUCUGAGGAUGGGGGCACGCUGGCCGAGUGUCAAGAUCUGUCCAAAGAAGUGACUGAGCUCAGUCAGGAGGAGAAGAAAUUAGAUGAAAUGAUCCAAAGCUGCACCCUGGACCUCAAACUGUUAACCGAGGAUUCAGAGAAUCAAAGGUUAGCUUAUGUUACAUAUCAAGAUAUUCAAAAAAUUAGUGGCCUUAAAGACCAAACUGUUAUAGUUGUGAAAGCCCCUCCAGAAACAAGACUUGAAGUGCCUGACCCAGUAGAGAGCCUACAAAUACAUUUGGCAAGUACUCAAGGGCCCAUUGAGGUUUAUUUGUGUCCAGAAGAGACGGAAACCCACAGUCCAAUGAAAACAAGCCCCCAAGACCACAAUGGGAAUAUCCCUAAACCCACUUCCAAAGACUUGGCUUCAACCAACUCAGGACAUAGCGAUUGCUCGAUUUCCAUGGCGAACCUUUCUCCUCUGGCCUCCCCAGCCAACCUUCUCCAACAGACGGAGGACCAGAUCCCCUCCAGCCUCGAGGGGCCUUUUGUGAACUUGCUGCCUCCGCUCCUGCAGGAAGACUAUCUCCUUAGCCUGGCCGAGAGUGAGGGCAUCAGCGACCUCUUCGACGCCUACGACUUAGAAAAGCUGCCACUGGUGGAAGACUUUAUGUGCAGCUGAUCACUUGGCAGGUUCUGCCCCUCCUCGAGAAACCAAUUAUUUUUCUACCACGGAACCAGAACAUCUGUCCUUGCAGUGUUGUCCCCCUUCCUCCCUUCUUUCCUCCAAGACAGCAUCAUGAAGUUACAAGACAACAACGACGAACUACGGAGCAAAAGCUGACAUUUGGAUGGAUUUUACAAUUUCAUGAAGGGGAAGGAAAAAAAAAAAAAAAAGGGUUUUUGUUUUUGUUUGUUUAUUUGUUUGUUUUCUGGUCUAAAAACGCACAGGUUUGCAGAGGCUCCCUUGGGAAUGCCCUGCCUUUUUUUUUUUUUUUUGCCCCAGGCUCUCCCCCUUUUCCUCAACCCCCAC
Molecule: messenger RNA, 1378 nt
Organism: Suncus etruscus (white-toothed pygmy shrew)
Lineage: Eukaryota; Metazoa; Chordata; Mammalia; Eulipotyphla; Soricidae
Gene: E2F3
Product: E2F transcription factor 3
Exons: 7
Coding region: 23-1027 (334 amino acids)
Biological process (GO): regulation of transcription by RNA polymerase II
Cellular component (GO): RNA polymerase II transcription regulator complex
Molecular function (GO): DNA-binding transcription factor activity, RNA polymerase II-specific; RNA polymerase II cis-regulatory region sequence-specific DNA binding; protein dimerization activity
Source: RefSeq, a predicted model, not a curated record